Hydractinia symbiolongicarpus is the source of this 1169-nucleotide messenger RNA. RefSeq lists its product as uncharacterized. NCBI's taxonomy places the organism in Eukaryota, Metazoa, Cnidaria, Hydrozoa, Anthoathecata, Hydractiniidae. Bases 149 to 802 code for a protein of 217 amino acids. The transcript is spliced from 4 exons. Gene Ontology annotation, biological process: regulation of transcription by RNA polymerase II. Gene Ontology annotation, molecular function: DNA binding, bending. The record is from RefSeq and is a predicted model, not a curated record.
UUAAACUUUUACGGUGUGUCCUUUCAUAAAAAUAAGAGCGCUCUAUGAGAAUUUCUUUGCUGCUUCACCACCUCUAGAAGAAGUCUUGUAUUUGACGAAACAUUGAUUCAAAUUUGUUAAAAAUCUCAGAAAGGGGAGCUAAUACGUAAUGGAAAAUUCAAAAAGAAAAGGUUCUCCUACAAAAGCCAAAAGAGCCAAGAAGAUAAAGAAAAAUGACGGAAUCAAGAAACCAACUUCGGCAUACAUAUACUUUGUAUCAGAUUACCGCAUGGUUUUAAAGAAGAAAGGAAAGGAUACAUCUAGGGUUCAAGAUGUUGCUAAACUUUGUGGAGCUGCUUGGAAAGAAAUGUCAGAUGAGGAGAAAGCACCUUAUCAACAAAAAUACCAGACAGAUAGGGAUCGUUAUUUGAAAGAGAAAGAAGCUCUUGAUAAGAAAAUGGGUAAGGACCCAAACAAACCAAAAAGACCUCAGACAGCUUACUUUUGCUUUCUUGCUGAGUUUCGUAAAGAAAUUGCUGGAAAGACGUUAAAAGAUGGUGAAAAGAUACCACAACUUGCUGGUGAAAGGUGGCGAGAUAUGAAAGCUGAAAAUAAAAAGAAAUAUGAAGAAAUUGUUGAAAAAGAUAAAGAAAGAUAUGAAAAAGAAAUGGAAGAAUACAGAAAAAAUAAUCCAGACCAAGGAAAGAAACCUGCCCCGAAAAAGAAAGUUCAAGAACCUGUCCCAGAGUCAUCUGAUGAUGAUGACGAUGACAGUGAUGAUUCUGAAGAGGAAGAAGAUGACUCUGAUGACGAUUCAGAUUAAGUCACUUGUAUUAUUUGCAUAUAUUCAUGUUGUGGAUAGCAGUGUUUAAAUUGCUGUUUUAUUCAACUAUCCUCUCACCAUUUUCAUCAACAAAGCAUGCAUAUGUUCGAGUCAUUCAAGUUUGUUGGCUACUUGUUUUGAACGUGAAGAAUUCGUGUACUGAAUACGAUGCAAUAUUUUUAAAAAAACCUUUCUUCUAAAUUUACUGAUGUUUGGAAUGAUUUUUAAUAUUUAUUUUAAAUUGUACGAAAUCUUUUACAAUAAAAUUCGAUACUGACAUCAUAGUUGCCCUCACAUGCUUCUCAACAAAGGAUGUCUGAUAUUAUGUAUAUUUGAGAAAGGCAUAAUAAAUCAAGUACUUCCUCGA